AUGCGCAGGCAAUCCUCGGUGGCCUCGCUUCUCUACGCUCACCUGUUUCCCAACCCAGGUCCUUCGGAUCCUCCAAACUUCCAAACCCAUCUUGCGCGCGACCUGAUCCCCGAGAUUCGUAUAGAGACGGCGACCUUCUACGGCAGUCUUGACAGCAUCGAGGCUCGAUAUCCCGGCCUGAACUAUUGCCAUGGCCCACACCGCAUGCGCCUCGGUCGCUUCCCCCACCACGCCCGUCUGUUCGCCGGCAUCGACGACCUGCGCAUUACCGACCAAGAAGUCAUGGAUCUAGUGAGAUGGGAAGGUACUCUGUGGGCACGCCAGAGGUUUGAAAGAGACGAGAACAUCAAGGUCAGAGACACAACGGGUGACGGUAUUGCCGACUGGAUUGAUCCCCGCACCCAGCCAAUCCAGAAGGGCUUGAUCCGCGUCCAGACCCAUGUCGAAAUCACAGAGGGCAGGCAUCCUGUCGACAUGCUCGUCGACGACUGUGCCCGAGAAGACAACAUAGACCAGGCACUGGAACAGGACCUUCGUGACGCCCAACAUGACCUUGAUGAUGACGAUGAAGACGACGAUGCUGACGAUGAUGACGAUGAGGACGACGUGGGAGAGAACAUACAGAGCAUCGGCCACGAGCUGAAUCGCCGUCUCCUUGCUGCCAUUGCCGCCAGACAGCAAGGUCUGAACUUUGAGAUGGACCCGGAAUUCGAAGCCUAUCUGAAAGAGCUGGUCGAAAGUGGUCACCUGUUGGCCACAUCGCGGCCUGUUGAUGGGCCCAUGACUCACUCUGAUGUCUUGUCACCCAUAUCCGAUCUCACCACGGUAUCCGUCAUUCCCCCUGCAGUCUCCGCCUCUACUGUCACCGCCGUCCGGCGGCCAACCGUGUGA
Aureobasidium subglaciale EXF-2481 is the source of this 891-nucleotide messenger RNA. RefSeq lists its product as uncharacterized. The transcript has a single exon. The record is from RefSeq and is a predicted model, not a curated record. Bases 1 to 891 code for a protein of 296 amino acids. Lineage: Eukaryota; Fungi; Ascomycota; Dothideomycetes; Dothideales; Saccotheciaceae.